Desarmillaria tabescens is the source of this 403-nucleotide messenger RNA. RefSeq lists its product as uncharacterized. The record is from RefSeq and is a predicted model, not a curated record. Bases 29 to 241 code for a protein of 70 amino acids. The transcript has a single exon. Lineage: Eukaryota; Fungi; Basidiomycota; Agaricomycetes; Agaricales; Physalacriaceae.
CUUUCAUUUGAUUUACCGAGUCCUGACAAUGAACAAAUUCAUCUGUUACGCGGAAUUUCUUUUCCUUCUCCUAGAUAUAAGCCACAGUACUGGUCAUAGGUGCAAUCAUAGUGGGCCGCCUGGAAGCGGUGAUAAAAAUCCGCUGAAUGGACUUGGUCGAGGGAAUUUGAAUGAGGCACCUCGUUACGUCUCUCCGGUGCUAUUUAGUUUUUCUGAUUACUCAGCGUCUGAAUUCAUUUGACCUACAGUCACCGCCACCACAAGAAGGUCAUCCAGUGUAACGUACCUGUCGACGGCGACCUUCUGUAUUCAAUUGGGUGAAUGCAUUCUUGCACCCGGUCUCAUUGUCGAUAGAAUCCAAUUCGUCAGAGAUGUUCUCGUAAGACGCCAUCUUUCCAAUCAA